This is a messenger RNA of Meleagris gallopavo (turkey), 422 nucleotides long. It is a transcript of the gene IL21, whose product is annotated as interleukin 21. Gene Ontology annotation, cellular component: extracellular region. Lineage: Eukaryota; Metazoa; Chordata; Aves; Galliformes; Phasianidae. Gene Ontology annotation, biological process: immune response; positive regulation of natural killer cell mediated cytotoxicity. Gene Ontology annotation, molecular function: cytokine receptor binding. The record is from RefSeq and is a predicted model, not a curated record.
ACACAACAGAACUCAUCAGUAUGGAGAGGAGGAUUUUUUUCUGUAUGCUCUUCUUCUGUUCCAGUAUGGUGCUGACUGCAGCUCCACCAAAAGCAAUGAAAUACAAACAGCUUGCAAAGACAAUUGACCAACUAAAAGAUGUAGUGAAAGAUAAGGAUGUUGAAUUGCUGCAUACACCAGAAAACCCUGAGGAUGGAUGCCUGUUCACAGCCAUGACCUGCUUCCAGGAUGGCAUACUGAAAUUACAGCCAAAAAACAGCCAAGUAAAUGUUACAUUCACCAAAACUGUGAAGAUCUUGAGAAGACCCAUUUUGCCAGACUCUGGAGAGCACUGUGAGUCUUCAUGUCAAUCUUACGAAAGAAAAAAACCACAGGAGUUUCUGAACAGCUUUUCAAAACUGAUGCAAAAGGUAAUCAAUUAG